Molecule: messenger RNA, 8400 nt
Organism: Biomphalaria glabrata
Lineage: Eukaryota; Metazoa; Mollusca; Gastropoda; Planorbidae
Product: diuretic hormone receptor-like
Exons: 13
Coding region: 797-2185 (462 amino acids)
Biological process (GO): adenylate cyclase-modulating G protein-coupled receptor signaling pathway; cell surface receptor signaling pathway
Cellular component (GO): plasma membrane
Molecular function (GO): G protein-coupled peptide receptor activity; peptide hormone binding
Source: RefSeq, a predicted model, not a curated record
UACCAAGCAGGAACCACAACUGGCACUCUACAAAGCAGGGACCAUAACUCUCAGUGUGGCCUUCAUUUUUUUUUUGAGCGUGCAAAAACAUCCAGAUUAAAGCUCUUGCCUAAUAAUCGCUGGACAGGAAACUAGUCAGACCGAGUCAGUUGCUAGGGGGUCAAGCCUACAGGAAACAUAUAUUCAAUCACAUGGAACCUCUUCUGAACUCUAAACAUGAUCAUUUUGUUGUUCUCUUUUGGGCUCAUUUCGCAAAAGCAGUAGUGAACAACGGCACUGACAUCAUUUCAACUUUCUGGAUAUAAUUUUUGCCUUUUAACAUAAAUGAACACUAUAACCAUUCAACAAGUGCCAUGCUGAGGAAUCAAACGUCAACCUAAUUAAUCACGUGAUAGUUGCACUGUUUUUUUGAUAAUGACAUAAUGCAUUGUUCUAUUCAUAUGAACACAACUAUCGUGUGCAAUGAAUACUUCUAUUAUAUUACUCCAUGCCGUCAUUAAAUGUGUAUACAAAGUUGUUUGUUGACACUUCUAGUUUUAUACUGCUUGGACUGUGCACGAUGAAGAUAUUCCUAUAGAUUUACAUUGUGGAAGCUUUGCCUAUUUAGUGUGUACUUAGAUUGUAAAACAUGGAGAGACAAGGUUAUGUUCGUGAAUUUAAGUGUUUGUAAAACUAUUUGAAUAACCAAAAGUAUAAGAAACUCAUUAAAUAAUCAAGGAUAGCAUAGUUUCAACCAAACUAUAAAUAGAUCAGCGUGAGAAGUCAGGGAAUUCAUUAUUUUACUAAACAUUCUUCAAUGAAGACUUUUCAAAUUACAGUAUUUCUGCUUUUGCAGGCACACACGGAACUCUAUGAGGCAGCAGUUACGACCCCAAAUGUCAUCAUCCAAAAGAUCUUGCGAUCAAUGACAGAGAAGCAGAAAGAGAAAUGGGAACAAUCAAUGCUCACGUGCAUCAACACUACAUAUACCUUAGAUCCCGAUUCGAUUUACUGCAAUUUCACAACAGACAUAAGUUGUUGGCCGCCCACCAGGGCAGGCAGUACUGCUGAGGUCCAGUGCUUUGAGCAUCAGGUUACAAACACUAAAUACAAAGCAAGCAGAGUUUGCUCUGAAAAUGGAACUUGGUCAAAGGCAAUAUACUUAGACUGUUUUAAACAAGAUCCUAGCGAGACAGAUUUUUGGAGAGAAAGAGCAAUAGUCAAGACAAUAUUCGACAUUGGAUAUCCCAUAACAUGUGUGGUACUGAUUGUUGCAAUUACCAUGUUCCUUUAUUUCAAGACCUUGAGAUGUUUGCGAAAUUUAAUCCACUGUAACCUGAUGAUUGCAAUGUUGAUAUCAAAUAUCAAAUAUAUUCUCUCAUCAUUUACUAAGAUGAAACUUGCGUCUGUAUCGUAUCAUGGUUGUAGAGUAUUUGUGUUUUUUAUGACCUAUUUCAACACGGCCAUCUACUUUUGGAUGUUCGUCGAAGGCGUUUACCUGUUAAGUAUCGUGAUAUGGGCUUACCAGGCACACAAGAUUCGUUUAUGGCACUUUCUUAUAGUUGGUUGGGGCUGCCCCUUGAUAGUGACCAUCAUUUGGGCUGGCUUCAUGGCUACAUACGAUACAGACGAUGUCUGCUGGCUACCUGUACGCAAGUCAAACUGGAAUGAGUUUAGCAUACAUACUAUUAUUGUGGCAACAUGUUCAACACUUUUAGUGAUAAAUGUACUGAUUGUGGCCAUUGUGGUGUGGAUCCUGGUGCGAAAACUGCGCUCAUCUACAACAAUAGAAACACAUCAAGUCCGCAAAGCUACUCGUGCUAUCGUGGUAUUACUUCCCUUGCUUGGUCUACACUUAAUUUUGACCUACGCCUUAGAGUUAAUAAGUCCUACUGUACAAAUCUAUUUUUUCUUCUUACGUAAUUUUCUACAGUCUAUCCAGGGUAUCCUUGUAUCAAUUCUUUUCUGCUUUAUGAAUAACGAGGUGCAGACGACACUACGCCUGAAGAUCAAUGCGCUCAAAACUAGCAGGUCUAUCCAUCGUUACACAGCCAAUAUUUUAAGCACCAGAAGCCGUACCAGCAUCCAACCCGGAUCGUCGGCAGCCUAUAAUGUGAUAGAAAAAAGCCCGCAGACGUCAGUUCUGUCCAAAUGUUCUGUAGACGAACAGGAGACAUGCAUAUCUCUGAUGGACAGCGCAGUAUGAAAAACAGAGAAUGGGUGUAAGACAGUAUAGACAGAUCUGUGACAACUUUUUCAUUCAUAACAUCUCAUGGCUCAAGAUUGGUGUCACAUCCACUGACCAGGUCAAAGACACGCUGUGUCUACGUUGGUCAAGAGACUACACGCAGAAAUGGACUAUAUUGUCUUGAAUUCCGACAACGGAAAAUGUAUUGGUUCAUCUAAUAAUUCAUCGUGAAGAUUUCUCUGUUGAUUGGAGGAGGCUGAGCACUCUCUGGCCUAAUGCUCCAUAGGUUGUUUUGUCGUUAGACUGAUAUUAAUAGUCGAUACUAGCCAAUUAGUGUUAAAAAAAAAUGUUUCCACCAAAUAAGUUUUAAAAAAUGACGGAUCUACAAUAGAACUUCAAGGUAACAGCUGGAAAUGUACAAUACAAAAUCCCAUUAAACUAAACAGCUAAUAGUUUCACUCGUACACUUUUCAAAAGCUACACAUGAUUAGAGCAUUAAUGAAUAGGAACACAAUUAAAAAAGGAAAAUAAAACUAAGUGACAUAAAUUAUGUGGUCGGCCUCUUCUUGAAACCUUCAAUUAGCGAAUGAAGUGAUAGCGGAGCAUUGGUAAUAUUCUUAGAAGUAGAGUGUGAUGUAAUAUGUAAAUGUUUCUAUCUACUUCGACCACAACCUCAAAAUAUAUUUCAGGUACAAUAAGGUUGACAAAAAAUGAAAAAACAAACAUGGAGUUCUUUCUUUGUUAUAUUUCUAAUACAGCAUGAAACUUGUGCCAGAUUUAAUAAUACAUAUAUCUAGUUAUGAAACCAGAAACAUUCAUAACUAGACCUAGAAGUACAUAUACUUACAAAAAAAGUUUAAUUGGUGCGGUAUAUAUAUUGAUUUUUUUGCAACCCUUUCUAAGGACCGCCCAUCUCUCCUCUCUCUCCCCGUUAUAUAUAUAUAUAUAUAUGUAUACAUACUUAAAUUACAUAUUGAUGUAGACCAACUAAUGUUAACUAAAAAUUGUUACAUUUUUAUUUUGACCUUCAACUUUUUAAAACAUUGUGCUAAACACUUGACCAAAGUCAAAAUGAAAAAUAAAUGUAUAUCUUCUAUUUUACAAAAGAAAACCUUUAUCUGUCACCACCUGUGUCUGCUGUAUUGCUUUAAAGUUGUGCGUAUUUUGUUGACAAUGUAUUGAUAUUUAAAUAAGUUUUGGUGUUUAAAAAUUUUACAAUACCUUUACACUUUGGUCAUAUUUCAUACUUAAAGAGCAGAUAGGAAAAUAUUUUUUUAGUAAUGUACAAACUAUACUACACACGAUAGAUAAAAAAUCAAUUCUUCUGGAUUUGAGCUCUUAUGGUAGACAGGCACCCACUAAUGUAGUUCUUGGAUGUGUUGCACCCACUAAUGUAGUUCUUAGAUGUGUUGCACCCACUAAUGUAGUUCUUGGAUGUGUUGCACCCACUAAUGUAGUUCUUAGAUGUGUUGCACCCACUAAUGUAGUUCUUAGAUGUGUUGCACCCACUAAUGUAGUUCUUAGAUGUGUUGCACCCACUAAUGUAGUUCUUGGAUGUGUAGCACCCACUAAUGUAGUUCUUGGAUGUGUUGCACCCACUAAUGUAGUUCUUAGAUGUGUUGCACCCACUAAUGUAGUUCUUAGAUGUGUUGCACCCACUAAUGUAGUUCUUGGAUGUGUUGCACCCACUAAUGUAGUUCUUGGAUGUGUUGCUACUUUUCCUAUUUUAAAUAGAUAUGAAUAAGAAUGGCGACUUGAUUCCUACAGGUUCUUCUCUCCUAGGCGUCCUGUUUAGUUUACGUCAAACAUUCAUGAAAAGAUCCACUGCAUUGACUCUAUCAAGGAGAAUAACUCAGAGGGGAAGUUCAGAAUUAGUUGUUUACAAACUCGCAGUCACGGCAUGAGCAGGAAAAGACAAUCUGUACAUUGAAUACAGUAGAAUAGAAUUAUACGUUCUCAAACUGAGCGCAUCUUUCCAGACAGCACCAUGACUUCUAUUGGACAUUGUUUAUUUAAAAUUUUGAAAUCGUUUUGUAUAGAAUGUAAUAAUGCUAAUUUCAUAAACCCUUUUUUUCUUUAUCGUACUGGAUUAAUUUCACAUAUUUUCUAGAUAUAAUAUGUAGUGCUGAUACUACACAGUAAAAGCAUAAUGUACGAUAAGAUCAUUCACUAGUGUCAAUUAUAAAUAUUUUUUUUUUCAUUUACUGUUCUUCUUUUGUAUUACUCUCAUGAUUACUCGCUGGUUCAGUAGCAAGUUCCACUCUGAAAUAAAUGGUGCAGGGGUUUCUAGAUCAAAGUGCUCUCCAGAUAUAGCUCUAUUCUCUGGGUAAACACCCACAGCCUUUACACAUCCUAAAUUAUCUGCAAGGCAGCAGUUAUUUAGUUUAGGAGUUGACGCUCCUAAAUUAAUUUCAUGAACAAUAACCGCUGACGAGAUGUACAUGUUAAGAGAUUUUUAAAAUCAUUUCCUGAAAGACCAGGAAAUCGGUCGGCUCGCGUCCCUUUGUCUUCUGCCCAAGGUGGUCAGAGGAUAUGAAUGGGAGAUUAUCGGAGCUCGGCCAGGUCAAGGGAGAUUAUACCUUAAUAAGACUAAGACUAAGACUGCUUUAUUGAUCCUUACGGAAAUUCGUUGUGAUUACAAGGACUCUUUUCUCAUAUAAAGACAACACAACAGAAAAAUACACAUAAAUAAUACAAAUAACAUAAAGAGUUCAUUCAGCGACUACACACAGGUAUCUUGGUGCAUUUCAUGUUCCCUGAUCAAUGAGUGGUGGUGAUAGAGUCGGACCGAGAGAGGUACGAACGAGUUUUUGUACCGCUCCGUUCUUGUUUUGAUAGACAGCAGUCGCCCACUUCGCGACGACCUGACGUAGUUCUGAUGGAGCGGGUGGCCGUUGUCUUCCUAGGUUUUUUCGAUUUUUCUUAGGCACUUGUGUUCCAAAAGUUCCUUUAAAUGUGGUCAUGGUGUGAGUGUCAUUUUUGAUGCUUUUUUAAUGAUGUUUUCUAGACGUCGCAACAGUUUAGAUGAGGCGUUGCCUUGCCAACAAGUUAUUCCGUAUGUUAGCAGGUUUUGAAUAGUCGCCCUGUAAAAAGUCUCAAGGAUCUUCUUGUUUAGUUUAAAGCUAUUGAGUUUGUAUAGAAAAAAGAGUCGCUGGGAUGUUUUCUUUGUUAGAGUUCCAAGGUGGUCUUCCCAUGAAAGCUUGUUUUUGAUGAUAACGCCUUGAUAUUUAUAUGCCUUUACUUGUUCUAUAGAUGUAGUGUUUAUUUGCAGUUCACGUAUAGUUUGUUUUUUCUUUCUAAAAUCUAUUAUAAAUUCUUUAGUUUUUGUGACAUUCAGUUCUAGAAAGUUGUCGGUGCACCAGUUUGUAAACUCUUCUAUCGAGCUUCGAUACUCAGUUUCGUCUCCUGAGAUAAGACCGACUAUGGCAGUAUCAUCAGCGAAUUUAAUGAGUUUAACUGAGUCAUAGAUGCUUCUUAUGUCAUUAGUGUAAAGAGUGUAUAGUACAGGAGAAAGUACACAACUUUGUGGAGCACCCGUACAUAGUACUCGAGUUGACGACUUGGUGUUGUUGACUUUAACAUACUGGGGCCGUUGAGUUAAAAAGUUUAGAACCCAUGCUUGUAAAUAAGGGCUUACAUUUAAGUUACUGAGUUUGUUUAUCAUUAGAUGUGGCUGUAUGGUAUUGAAUGCAGAGGAGAAAUCUACGAAGAGCACUCGUGCAUAUGUUUUGGGUAUAUCGAGAUGCUUAUAAAGCUGGUCCAAAAGCAAUAGAAUGGCAUCCUCACUUCCUCUAGCUGCUUUGUAUGCAAAUUGGUGAGGGUCUAGGCUGUUGUUGACUUUUGCUACAAGUUGUUUAAGCAUAUAUUUUUCAAAACAUUUCAUAACAAUAGGUGUUAGUGCUACUGGGCGGAAAUCAUUUAAGCAAUCUAUCUAGACGAUCUGGGAGAUCGCCACCAUAUGUGUUGAGUUGAAUGGGGCUCUUUGAAGUGACCAGCCGCUUUCCAAAAUAGAUAUUUGCCAAAAUAGAUAAAGGGGAGUGUACCCUUGUCAAGAGUCCAGUGUGGCACGUGUCAAGAUGGGGAAGGUAGAAUGUGACAUCUGUGCUUAAGGGGUGUGGGGCUGGAUUGGAGUGGUGGUAGCUGUGUCUUUAGCUCUUGAUGGGCUAAAUUAGUAAGAUUGAUGAUUAAUAGCUGGUAACUGAACUAAUUAAAUGCUUAGGACCUGAGUGAUACCUUGAGAGAGCUAAAACGGUUUAUCACAGGAAUAAAAAUUUUAUUUGUUAGAUUCAUUAAUGAAUUAUCAGGGGCUGUAAAGCUGAAUCACGUUAAAUAGUGGCCCUGCAGUUAAAUAGUAGCCCUGCAGUUAGACAAAUAUUUUACUCAGUGGCGAGGCAAGAUCUAAAUUUGGUGUGGGGGGCAUAUUUUACGAGGCCAUCUUGUGAAACAAACAUCUAUAUUAUGAAUAACAAAAAACUUGUGACUAUCACAUUUGUAUUUAUAAAAAUGCCAUUAAAGAGAAACUUUAUAAAAAGAAAUGAAACCAAAAUGUCCUUCUUUUAGCCUUCUUAGCACUCUCGUAGUUUAUCCUGGAAGCUAUAUUUAUUUCAAUAGAUAAAAAUUGACACUGUACAAGUAGGUCCCAUUUAUUAAAUAAUAUAAUUUAUUCAUUAUUAAUUAGCAGUUAUAAUUUUGAAAAGCUUCUUUCUGCGGAGGCUGUAAUUAUACAAAAUAAGAAUGACAAUGUAGACUAAUUAUUUGAAUACAUUUCUUUCAAGUUAUUUUUUUUGUAAUUAAUUGGAUUAGCUGCAUUGUUAAUGAAAUGAGGUAAAUUAUGGAUUAAGGUUUCAAAUUCUCCAAUUAUUUUAUAAGGUUGAAAGUGUCCGUUUUCACCAACCGCAUCAAUAUUUCCUCUUUAGAAAUGUUUUGAGUUUUCUGAAAUUACAAAGAAUCAGAAUUUUGUACUUUAUUAUAUUACCAUUUACCGUGAAUGUAUUGAAUCCAUAUGGCUAAUUAUAAAUCUAUUUCAUUAUGGCUUUUAGGGGGAUUAUAUUAUUUGAUCGCGGCCUAUAUAAUCGAAGCAACUAUUUCUUCUGGGCUUCCCUUUUAUUUAUGAACUCUUAGGCCAGAUAAUGUGUUUUUUUUUAUUUCUCAAAUCUAGUUUCUUCUGAUCCAAUGAUAACAUAAAGUAAUACUAAAACAUAAACAUAUCGCAAGUGCAUUGGUUGUGUCGCCGUUAGUAUUAUUAUGUAAUUGUUCAAUUGAGAUGUUAAAGGGAAACUCCGAUGGUUUGGACAAUUUUUGAUAUAGAUCUAAUAUGUGUUUUGAUUUACAGAUAAUGAAUAUAUGUUUCUUUUUUUUUUCUUUGCAAUAAUAACUUAGUAUUUGAUGUUUUUCCGACGUAAUUUUCCUGCGCAUCCAAAACAGUCAGACUUUCACCGGGUUUCUAUGUGACGUCACAAAUGUGUUUUAAUCUAUUGACUUAUUGUAUAACAGGAGACCAUAAAGCAAAGUUUUUUUCUUAUAAAAGAAAUAUAUCUUCGUCUAUGCAGUUAGAUCUAGAUCAGGGGUCUCAAACUCAUUUCAGCAUGUGGGCCACAGUGGAAAGUAACAACCAAAAAAAGAAUGUUUUUUAAUUAAACUUUACGAACAAUACUGUCACUGCAGUUAAAUGCUAAAAUAAAGUUUUUAUAAUUAUUAAUUAUAUUUAGUGUAGUUUAUUACAUGCACAGGCAGUUUAGUUUACCAAAAUAAGUUGACGUUGUCUCUGUCACUAAUUAAAAGCAGAAACUGUAGUCCCCCCCCCCUACAAGAAAAAAAAGAACAACUAAAAUUACUAGGCCUACUGCAGAUGGCUCGUCACUCAUGUUUCUAUCCACUCAGCUAAGAGCGUUUGGCAGAGACCAGACCAUCGACCUUAGGCCUGAUGUCGCGUGUAGUGGCAAGCCGCAAGGUUGCUCUCAGAUGCUCAUCAGUCAGUCUUGAUUGUAAUGCUGCUUUGAUCUUCAUUCUGGAAAAAAAAAACUGUUUGCAAACGUACGUACUCCCAAACAUCGCUAGAAUUCCAGCAGCUGCGCAGAAUAAGUUUUGAAACUUCUCUCUGGGAAGAAACUGGUAGAAAUCUGGAAUACCAACAUCAGCGUAUUUUUGCUUCAGAACAGUGUCACACUGCAGGUCAAGUAGUUCCAUCUGGACUUCCUCUGGAACGUUUUUUAUUUCCACUGCGAACGGAGUGG